Molecule: messenger RNA, 16137 nt
Organism: Coregonus sp. 'balchen'
Lineage: Eukaryota; Metazoa; Chordata; Actinopteri; Salmoniformes; Salmonidae
Source: the annotation of a GenBank genome assembly
UAGAUAAUUAAUAUGUUAAGUCAGAACACUUUGCACGAUCCAAAGCUGUUUGAUAUGAAGUCAAAUUAACUUGGUCCGUGGAAACAUCGACAUUCAGGGUUACUUUAAGAAAGCAAGCUAGCUGCUGCUACUGCUAGCCACUUAGCUUGGGAUUUGUGAUGAGAUUGGAAGCGGAAGGAAAUUCUAAGGGAAAUGAGAAAAAAUCUGUACUGGGAUGUCUUGGGCAAGUUGGAAUAAAUAUUUUAGCUAUGUUAUACGACAAAUGGGCUUUGCGACUCGUGAAAGCAGGGGGUUUAUUUUGUUAAGAUGAAGUUAUAGCAAUCGGUUGGUGUUGAGACAUUUCGUAAUUGUCAGAAGCUAACUAGCCACGUAUUGAUAGUUAGACUUUUAAAAUGGCGGAAGGCUGGCCCAUCCCCCCGGCCCUCUUCUUGUUGAGUUUGAGUGCCUGCUGGGGUCUCGAUUCCUGCCCUGCGCCAUGCUCUUGUCUAAGGGGAUCAGACGAAAUCCAAAUCCUGGAUUGCAAUAGGAAAAGGUUGUCAGCGGCCCCCCUGGAUCCACCUCAUGGGAUAACUCAUCUGUAAGUAGUCUACUGUAAGCUAGCUAACCGGUAACAAGCUAGCUAUGUAGUUAGCACGUUUGUUUACAAGCUGCAGUGGCUCCUGAGCAAGCCACCUGGCCUUGUUAGUUUGCUAGCGAGGUCUAUAUGUGAAGUUAAUUAUUUAACUAGAUAUAUAUGUGGAUCAGUGGAGGCUCCUCCGAUGAGGAAGGGGAGGACCAUCCUCAGUGAAUUUCAGAAAAAUAAAAACUGAAACAUUAGGUAAAACAACAAAAUAUAUUAAUGUCACCAAAUAGUUUAUUAAAACACACUGUUUUGCAAUGAAGGUCUACAGUAGUCUCAACAUCACUCUCUGGGAUAGCACCAUGGUGUAUGCAGAUGACAGCUAGUUUCCUUCCUCCUCUGGGUACAUUGACCUCAAUACAAAACUUUUGAGGCUCAUGAUUCAUACCCCCUUCCAUAGACUUGCACAGUAACUAUGAUGACGUCCGGCUCCAACCUAUCAGCGCUCUUGCAGCAUGAACUGACAUGUUGUCCACUCAAAGGAUCAGAUAAUUGGCAGGUAGCUUAGUGGUUAAGAGCGUUGUGCCAGUAACCGAAAGGUCGCUGGUUCUAAUCUCCAAGCCGACUAGGUGAAAAAUCUGUCGAUGUGCCCUUGAGCAAGGCACUUAACCCUAAUUUCUCCUAUAAGUCGCUCUGGAUAAGAGCGUCUGCUAAAUGACUAAAAAUGUAAAAUGUAAAUAAUUAAUCUAGUACUGAAAGCAUAAGCUACAGUUGGCUAGCACUGCAGUGCAUAAAAUGUGGUGAGGAAGUUAGUUGACUCAAAGAGAAAGACAAUAGUUUUACAGUUCUGAACAAAUUCAUUUCUUCAAAAAUGAAGAAGCAAGAGGGAGAGAGCGUUAGCUAUAUUUCGUUGCAUUUGUUUCACUUAGGUAGCGAAUGCAGCUAGCUCAUUUAGCCUACUCAACUGGCUCAAACAGAGAGGGAUGCUAUGUUAGCUAGCUGGCUAGGCUAAGGCUAUCCAACACUGGAACUCUUCCAAGUCAAGGUAAUCUUUUGGUUUUAUAAAUGUAUUGCCACUCGGGCCUGCAGGUGUAACUACAAAACUGCUUGCUGUUGUAAACUGUAUUAUAUGAUUGUACCAGGUUUACUAUGACAUUAGCGAAUAUGGUGACAAUGAUGUAGGCUGUGUAGCAGUUCGGGUAUGACGGUUUGACUUGGAUAUUUUUUUUUUUACCUGGUCACAGACAGCUGUUGUGUUGUGCACUGAAGUCCACAAGCGAAGGGAAAAGGUGAGAGGAGGAGAGCGUAGAUGCGAGAAGGAAUUAUACAACUAGCAAAGUAAUCAUGCUGUUUGUAUGUGGCUGCUAUGAAAGUGAACUGUGUUUGUGUGUGAUCAGGGGUGUAUUCAGUACGCCGGUUCUCUUGAAAAACGUUUCCUAAAUGGAAACAAACAGAACGAAACGGGAUAAACAUACCUGAAUUUGUCCAAUAGAAACUCUUGUUUGCAACUGUUUGGACUAAUGAUUACACCCUAGAUCAGCUAGAUGCAGGCAAGUGUGUGCAUAGGCGGUAUUGAAUGUGUCACUCUGUGUCCUUGAUUACUCAAAUUUCUCUCUUGACCUGUGCACCUACGUUGUAAACUUUCAUUUGUAGGCUAGGUUGUAGCAACCUCAUGAUGGGUUAGUGACAUUUUUAGUAUCAUGAAGUAGCCUAAAUCUAGCGAUGUUACAUUGAGCUGGGUGAAUGGAAUAUGAAUGACAGUCAUCCAAUAUGCUGUAAUAGAAAUAAGGCCAUGCUCAUAAAAAUUGAAUGAAUCUUAAACGGCAUUUACCGCCACUGAUCUGGAUGUUGUUCUUGUAAAGAUGCCAAGGCAGCUGCAAGGUCCACUGAAGGUGGCUAUGGAAUUCCCGGUAAUAACUAAUGGAAUCCUUUUCAGCACUAUGAAUCACAAUGAUCUGACAACUGUUCCAUACCUUGGAGAAGUUACCCCAAACAUCACAACACUCUCAUUGUAAGUGAAAACAAUUUUAUCCUCCUGUCUGUAAGUUGUGUGAUUCCUAGGUGUCCUGUAGUAGUAUGCGUGCCAUAGUAGUGAUGUGCAGUUCACAAACAACUACUUUUACUGACUGAGUCAUGAUUAGUUUUUCUGAGCGACUCAUUCAUUUAAGUAGUUUAUUUGAACUGCGAGUGCUGGCCGCAAUGAGUCCUGCAGCAGGAUUAAUACACGCUCCUCCGGCUCAGCGGCUCCAGAGACGUGCUUCGACCACCAACUGUCUGUCUCGCAGGAAAAUAUACUGAACAAACAUAUAAACGCAACAUGUAAAGUGUUGGUCCCAUUUUUCAUAAGCGGAAAUACAAGAUCCCAGAAAUGUUCCAUACGCACCAAAAGCAUAUUUCUCUCAAAUGUUGUGCACACAUUUGUUUACAUCCCUGUUAGUGAGCAUUUCUCCUUUGCCAAGAUAAUCCAUCCACCUGACAGGUGUGGCAUAUCAAGAAGCUGAUUAAACAGCAUGAUCAUUACACAGGUGCACCUUGUGCUGGGGACAAUAAAAGGCCACUCUAAAAUGAGCUGUUUUGUCAAACAACACAAUGCCACAGAUGUCGUCUCAAGUUUUGAGGGAGCAUGCAAUUGGCAUGCUGACUGCAGGAAUGUCCACCAGAGCUGUUGCCAGAGAAUUGAAUGUUAAUUUCUCUACCAUAAGCCGCCUCCAACGUCGUUUUAGAGAAAUUGGCAGUACGUCCAACUGGCCUCAAACGCAGACCACGUGUUACCAUGCCAGCCCAGGACCUCCACAUCCGGCUUCUUCACCUACGGGAUCGUCUGAGACUAGCCACCCGGGCAGCUGAUGAAACUGAGGAGUAUUUCUGUCAUAAUAAAGCGCUUUUGUGGGGGAAAAGCUUGUUCUGAUUGGUGGGCCUGGGAGGGCAUAGGCCCACCAACUGGGGAGCCAGGCCCACCAAUGGCUGCGCCCCUGCCCAGUCAUAUGAAAUCCAUAGAUUAGGGCCUAAUACAUUUAUUUAAAUUGACUGAUUUCCUUAUAUGAACUGUGACUCAGUAAAAUUGUUGCAUGUUGCAUUUAUAUUUUUGGGCAUUGAGAAGAAAAAUACAUGUUUAGAACUGACAAUUGAUUGCAUGGUGCAAGAAUGAAUGCAAUUAAUUAAUUAUUGAACGUUAUGAUGGACACAGCUUUGUAGAACCAAAACAUACACAGCCUCUGAUCAACAAACUUGAGGAUAAAUUAUUUGGAGGGCUGCAGUUCGUGAACGACAUUGUUCUUAUCACCCUGAUCGUCAAGCAAUACAUUCCGCCAAGAGUCGUUCUCAAUCUAGUCCAGUUGCGGCCACAAUUAGUCUAGGCCUCGUUUCUACCGUAUCAAGGAAUAAUCAUAUUUGUUUGCAUGCCUAGCAAUCAACAAAUGUACAUUGUUUAAAGCACACGUUUUACACAUCUGUCACAAAUGACAGCUCCAAUAAGCCCCGCCCCCUAUGGUGAACGACGUGAACGAGAGGCUUGUAGAAUCAUGACACAAAUUUCGAGUUUUCAGUUCAUUGUUCGCGUGCUAUGGGCAUGACUGACUCCAAUGAAUGAAAUUUGUUGAAAGAUUUGUUCUUUUGACUGAACGAGUUGAAAAGAUCUGAGUCAGUAAAAAGAACUGAACUUCCCAUCUCUAUGCCAUAGGGAAGUGUCGGAAGAAAGGAAUCACCGGCCGGGGGCCUUCUGUUCUCCCCUUAGUCCUACCCUACAUUCUUUAUGCCAUGGUUUGGGUCAUUACCUCUUCACAUUGAUGGUGUAUUUAUGUAGAUUCAUGUUGAUUAUUAUGUACAUUACUGCUCAUUGUGCACAGGGUUCACAACCGGAUCUCGGAGCUGUGGAUGCAUCAGCUGCAUCCAUACAUCUCCUUGGAGACACUUGACCUGUCAUCCAACUCCAUCUCAGAGAUAAAGGCUGUAGCCUUCCCACUCAUGCAGCUGAAAUACUUGUGAGUCCUGCCUGUGGCAUUGUUUUCCAACUAUAGUAGACUACUUCUAAUGAGUGAGGAGAUGGUCGUUUCAGCCAUAACCAGAAGGGUGUGUUCUACUGUACUUGUUGUCAUUGGCUUAUUAAUGUUGUAUUAAUGUGACUUCUUAAUCCAAAAUAAAGACCUUAAAGUAUUUGGAAUGUAUACAUGCAGGUGUAAUGUAAAAGUAAACUGAUCACCCUACGCCCUUCCUGAUUGAAUGUUUCUGCAUCUCUAUCUCCCAGGAAUUUAAGCAAUAACAAGAUCAGUGUCCUUGAACCUGGCUGCUUUGACAACAUCUCCAGCUCCCUGCUGGUCCUGAAGCUGAACAGGAACAGAAUAACACUGCUACCAUACAAAGUGUUCAGGCUUCCCCAGCUGCUCUUCCUGUAAGUCAAUGUUCUUCUUCAGUCAAACCAUUACCAUAGCAAUGAUGAGCAGCGUGCAAACCUAAUUACCAGACCCUCGCUAGGUGGUAGGUUUCUUACAUGAUUUAGUCUACAUGUUAAGCUUUGGAAUGUGGUCUAUACUUUUGUAUGAGGGACUUUCCUUAGUUAAAUACAUUUUCUUUCAAAGGCAUUCAUGAGUGAAUUUUUAGAUUUCAUAGAUUCAGUAUGUAACACUGUUUUUAUAGUAGUUGAAACAAAUUAUUCUAAACUACCUGAUUCUUACUCUAUCCUAGGGAAUUAAAGCGCAACAAGAUCAAGAUGGUGGACAGCCUGACCUUCAAAGGGAUGGACUUACUGAAAUCACUGAAGAUGCAGCGGAAUGGCAUCACAAAGCUGAUGGACGGUGCGUUCUUUGGGCUCAACAACAUGGAGGAGCUGUGAGUUCUUCUGCCUUUUUGUGUUUUAUAAGAAAGAUCUGUACGGUAUAUGCACAGAUAGAAGGAGCCAGAUAUCUCACAGGAUGUAUAAAUCUGAAGAAUCUGUUUAGAACUUCCACUCACCACCAAAUAUGGUGAUAAGAGUAAGUCCAGUGGCGGGAAGUGGGAGAAUAUGGAGCUAGAUAAUACUUGGCCAACAUUCUGCAAAUUUUCUCAUCAAUGGAACAUUUGAUCCCAAUUCUGUUUUCUUUCCCAAAACUACAAUCUGUUACGAACAGAGUGCACUAAGUUUAGUAGACUUGACCCUUUGCCAAAGUAAAAAAAAAAAAGCGUUGUUUAGGAGUGUUAAAAACACCAUUAGUUGCUCGUACUUGGUUAUGCCCACCUCCUUGCUUGUUCUGCCCACUAUGCUUCAUUUGCUCCAAUUGGAAACGACGCCGAUGAGAUACAGUGAGCUCUAGGGUUGUGCGUUAUUACGAUAUAAUCGGAAAUCAACAAUGUUUGACAGACAUCGUCGAUGGCAACAACAUCGUGAUGUGACAGAUUAUCGUUUUUAUAUAUUAGGAUUUGUUUUUUACAGACGGUAGUUUAACCUAUUUUGUACAUGACUGGCAGCGCACAACAGUGCAGUUUAGAGCCAGGCGACACGCCAAAUGACCUACCUAGUCCUAUUUGCCAUAGCCCUUUUCAAUAAAUAUGUAGGUAGACUUAGCCUACUAUUAACAUAAUGCAAGAGUAGGCCUACAAUGUAUGUAGGUUGUAGACGGAGCGGAGAGUGCCAAAAGCUGCGUAAAAUGUCAGAUUACAUUUCUUUCGCUCACCUCUCCAAUGUCGGAUGAUCAUGGGUCUUUUACAGCGGACACGCCGUUGUCUGGCUUGUUUUAAAAGCUUAAUUUCCCUUCUUUUUUUUUACGACCGGAGAAUAACACCAGAUAUAGCAGACUGACCCUAGCUCCUCCGGCACAUAGACUAUUGCAGCAUAGAUACUGGAGGCUGUGACGGGGGGGUCGGGAGACACUGUGGCCCUGUCCGACGAUACCCCCGGACAGGGCCAACCAGGCAGGAUAUAACCCCACCCACUUUGCCAAAGCACAGCCCCCACACCACCAGAGGGAUAUCAACAGACCACCAACCUACUACCCUGAGACAAGGCUGAGUAUAGCCCACGAGAUCUUCUCUGUGGAUGACUUCGUCAACCAUUUUGAAAAGAAGGUUGACGACAUCCGAUCCUCGUUUGUUAAGUCAAAUGACACCGCUGGUGAAUGCACCAAUUUGUAAGUCGCUCUGGAUAAGAGCGUCUGCUAAAUGACGAAAAUGUAAAUGAAAAUGUACUGAAGAGAUGAGCCUUCAGUAAAGACUUAAAGGUCGAGACCGAGUCUGCAUCUCUCACAUGGAUAGACAGCCCAUUCCAUAAAAAUGUUGCUCUAUAGGAGAAAGCCCUGCCUAUAGCUGUUUGCUUAGAAAUUCUAGGGACAAUAAGUAGGCCUGCGUCUUGUGACCGUAGCGUACGUGUAGGUAUGUACGGCAGGACCAAAUCGGAGAGAUGAGUAGGCGCAAGCCCAUGUAAUACUUUAUAGGUUAGCAGUAAAACCUUUAAAUCAGCCCUAGCCUUAACAGGAAGCCAGCCUAGCACUGGAGUAAUAUGAUCACAUUUUCUGGUUCUAGUCAAGAUUCUAGCAGCCGUAUUUAGCACAAACUGAAGUUGAUUUAGUGCUUUAUCCGGGUAGCCGGAGAGUAGAGCAUUGCAGUAGUGUAAUCUAGAAGUGACAAAAGCAUGGAUUAGCUUUUCUGCAUCAUUUUUGGACAAAAAGUUUCGGAUUUUUGCAAUGUUACGAAGAUGGAAAAAAGCUGUCCUUUAAAUAUUCUUGAUAUGUUCAUCAAAAGAGAUCAGGGUCCAGAGUUCCUGCCUUUAAAAAUUUUUUUUUAGAUGACUGUACAACCAUCAAGAUUAAUUGUCAGAUCCAACAGAAGAUCUCUUUGUUUCUUGGGACCUAGAACUAGCAUCUCUGUUUUGUACGAGUUUUAAAAGUAAAACAUUUGCUGCCAUCCACUUCCUUAUGUCUGAAACACAUGCUUCCAGGUUAAGCAAUUUUGGGGCUUCACCAUGUUUCAUCGAGAUGUAGAGCUGUGUGUCGUCCGCAUAGCAAUGAAAGUUAACAUUGUGUUUCCGAAUUACAUCACCAAGAGGUAAAAUAUAUAGUAAAAACAAUAGUGGUCCUAAAACGAAACCUUGAGGAACACCGAAACGUACAAUUGAUUUUUCAGAGGACAAACCAUCCACAGAGACGAACUGAUAUCUUUUAGACAUAUAAGAUCUAAACCAGGCAAGAACUUGUCCGUGUAGACCAAUUAAGGUUUCCAAUCUCUCCAAAAGAAUGUGGUGAUCGAUGGUGUCAAAAGCAGCACUAAGGUCUAGGAGCACGAGGACAGAUGCAGAGCCUUGGUCUAACGCCAUUAAAAGGUCAUUUAACACCUUCACGAGUGCGGUGUCAGUGCUAUGAUGGGGUCCAUAACCAGACUGAAGCAUUUCGUAUACAUUUUUUGUCUUCAGGAAGGCAGUGUGUUGCUGCAUAACAGCUUUUUCUAAAAUGUUUGAGAGGAUUGGGAGAUUUGAUAUAGGCAGAUAUUUUCUGGGUCAAGGUUUGGCUUUUUCAAGAGGGUAUUUCCUGUAUACCAGGGAGCUAGUUUCUGGUGACAAAUGUUGUAUUUUUUUACGCAAGGUUAAAUUUAGAUCCUCAGUUAGGUCGUUAACUGAUUUUUGUACUCCGACAUCCUUGAGUUGGUGGAGGGAGUCUGGAAGGGCCUCUAGGAAUCUUUGGGUUGUCCGAGAAUUUAUAGCACAGCUUUUGAUGGUCCUUGGUUGGGGUCUGAGCAGAUUAUUUGUUGCGAUUGCAAAUGUAAUAAAAUGGUGGUCUGAUAGUCCAGGGUUAUGAGGAAAAACAAUAUUUAUUCCAUGGGACAAAACUAGAUCCAGGGUAUGACUGUGGCAAUGAGUAGGUCCGGAGACAUGUUGGACAAAACCCAAUGAGUCGAUCAUGGCUUCGAAAGCCUUUUGGGUCUGUGGACUUUUCCCUGUGAAUAUUAAAGUCACCAAAAAUUAGAAUAUUAUCUGCCAUGACUAUAAGGUCUGAUAGGAAUUCAGGGAACUCAGUGAGGAACUCUGUUUACGGCCCAGGAGGCCUGUAAACAGUAGCUAUAAAAAGUGAUUGAGUAGGCUGCGUAUAUUUCAUGACUAGAAGUUUAAAAGACGAAAACGUAGUCAUUUUGGGGGGGUAAAUUGACAUUUGCUAUCGUAAAUGUUAGCAACACCUCCGUCUUUGGGGGAUAUGGUCACUAGUGUAACCAGGAGGAGAGGCCUCAUUUAACACAGUACAUUCAUCAGGCUUAAGCCAUGUUUGUCAGGCCAAUCACAUCAAGAUUAUGAUCAAUGAUUAGUUAAUUGACCAUAACUGCCUUGGAAGUGAGGGAUCUUAACAUUAAGUAGCCCUAUUUUGAGAUGUGAGAUAUCACAAUCUCUUUCAAUAAUGACAGGAAUGGAGGAGGUCUUUAUUCCAGUGAGAUUGCUAAAUUAAACACUGCCAUGUUUUUAGUUUUGCUCAACCUAGAUCGAGGCACAGACACGGUCUCAAUGGGGAUAGUUUCUGGCCUCCACCUGACCAAAGCUUUAGGAAAAAUUAAUUGUGUGCUGCUGGAAAAUCCUUGCAAACCAAACAGCCAAUAAUAUAGGCCUACACGAAAUAAAACAUGUAAUUCAAUAACAUUUGCAGUAAGCAUAACUUGUACAAGUUAAACUUCUAAACAGAUAUUUAUAUUUUUGUGGAAGUGUUUAUUCAUAUCCUUGAAUUGCGCAGGAACAAUAAAUAGAUGCUGCCUAUGAAAACAAUAACCCACAGUUGGAUGGGCUACAAAUGACAAAAUAAAUCAUGUAAACAAAAUAAGUACAAAAUUAACCACAUAAAUUACAGUGCUAAAAAGUUUAUGGCACACAACAGAAUAUUCUAGCCUAGGCUACAUUUAUUUACAAUAAGACGUGUCUGUGGAGACAGGCUUUGGAAAUUAAACAAAUAAAAGAACCAACAACACAUUUGUUGUUGCUUUGGCUCUGUACUCCAGCACUUUGGAUUUGAAAUGAUACAAUGACUAUGAGGUUAAAGUGCAGACUGUCAGGUUUAAUUUGAGGGUAUUUUCAUCCAUAUCGGGUGAAUAGUUUAGAAAUUACAGCACUUUUUGUACAUAGUCGCCCCAUUUUAGGGGACCAAAAGUAUUGGAACAAAUUCACUUAUGUGUAUUAAAGUGUUUUAAAGUUUCGUACUUGGUCAUAUAUUCCUAGAACGUAAUGAUUUACAUCAAGCUUGGGACUCUACAGACUUGUUGGAUGCAUUUGCUGUUUGUUUUGGUUGUGUUUCAGAUUAUUUUGUGCCCAGUAGAAAUUAAUGAUAAAUGUGUUUUUUCAUUUUGUAAAUAAGAAUAGAAUAUGUUUCUAAACACUUCUACAUUAAUGUGAAUGCUACAAUGAUUACGGAUAGUCCUGAAUGAAUCGUGAAUAAUGAUGAGUGAGAAAGUUAGACGCACAAAUGUCAUACCCCCCCCCCCAAAAAAAAGUACUAACUUCGCAUGUUAUUGUAAUGGUGAGAGGUUAGCAUGUCUUGGGGGUAUUAUAUUUGUCAUCUGUAACUUUCUCACUCAUCAUUAUUCACGAUUCAUUCAGGACUAUCUGUAAUCAUGGUAGUAUCCACAUUAAUGUAAAUGUGACUCCAAAAUGACACAAUACAUUAUUUACCAUUAACUUCUAUUGGUCACAAAAUGUAUGUUUUCUAAGAGAGCUGGAGCACAACAAUUUGACGGAGGUCAACAAAGGCUGGCUGUAUGGCCUGCACAUGCUGCAUGUUCUGCGGGUCAACCAGAACGCCAUCGGCAUCAUCCGACCAGACGCCUGGGAGUUCUGCCAAAAACUGGAGGAGCUGUAAGUGUUCUCUUUCUAACCCCAAUCCCACUUUUCUCACACGGUUCAAGACGGGAGUGUGUCUACACUAGUUUUGCAUAAGGGUUAGGGUUUAUUGUUACCCCUUUAUGAAGCUGCAAGACCAGUAUCUAGUUGGGAUUUGGGGAGGGUGUAUUGCAGAUCAUUUAUGUUGAUGUUAACACAUGGAUUUAAGCUGAUUCUUAAGGGGUCAAGAUGUUUUAGUACAGUGUGAUUGCACAAGACCAUUGUCCAAGCUUGUCUCCUGUGGAUGUCCUCCUUUAGGGAUCUGUCCGUCAACCACCUCACCCGGCUGGAGGAGAACGCAUUCAUUGGACUGGGCCUUCUGGAGAACCUGAACCUAGGAGAGAACGCCAUCAGCCAUCUGGGAGAGGGAGUCUUCAGCAGCCUGGCCAAUCUGCGCUCACUGUAAGGACCACACACCACUCUAUAAAAACCUGUGCCUUUAUAUAAUACACACUGCAUUCUGAUGAAGACUGCGAACUACAGUAGGUUUGUUUUUUAAUAUUUCUGAUUGGUCCCGUCUUCGUUUUGUUGAAUUAGUAGUACCCUAGUGUACUGGUAGUCUAUUAGACUGUUGUAUGGUAGACCACUAAACUAUAGUAUAGUAAGUAGCACCUUCAUGUUCUCGUCGUCAUGUCUUUGUCUUUACAUGUAGUAUAGAACCACUCAUUCGCAUAAUAUAGCUUAAAGACCUCUGAGGCAGGAAGAAUACUGUUGGAGGACAGAAUUAACAGUAAAUGUAGCCUCAGGCCAGAAGAUUGGCUCAAUUAACGAAAUACUACCUUUUCAUCCAAAAUCGCUCUGGGAAGUGGAGGAGGGGGCACUAACACAUUAAUUGACAUGCUGAGUGCCUAGAAGUCAUUGAGCUUCAAAAAGAGGGAGGUCAGGGCUCGGGGUCAGCACACCUCCCUGGGCUGUCCGUGGCAGGGGGAAUUAGAGGGUUCAGGCCCUUUGAGAGCCACCCAGGCAUGAGCAAGGAGAAACAAAAGCGCCCAUGGCCUGUCCUGUGAACACAAGCCGUCUGGGUUUCAGAAGGACCUGUGAACCGUUCAAUGCUAAACACAGCCAAUUAUUCCCCUCAUCAGAACUGCAGGAGCACUGAGCUAUGACACUCUGGAAGGUAUGCCACUUCACAUUUGCCAAAUUAAUCAAAUUGGUUUGGACACCCGGAGCAGAAAUUAACUUCUAUCUGUCUUGUACUGUGUUGUCACCAAGCAAUGCAGCUCAGAGUGAUCUUUGUGCUUCUUAUUCUGGGGAAAGUAUUUAUUUUCUUACAUAUUUCUGUUUGCAUUUCAGAGACCUACGGAAUAAUGAGAUCUCUUGGGCCAUUGAGGAUUCCAUGGGUGUGUUUUGUUGGAAUGAAGAAGCUGAACACAUUGUAAGGGCAUUCUGCAUAAUAUAUAUGAAUUUUGUUGCUAUGGAUACUGAUAUUGGCAGAAUAUUUGUAGGCAUAUUUAAUCUGUUUAUCCCCCAGGAUUCUACAGCGGAACAAGAUCAAAUCUAUCACAAAGGAAGCCUUUGAGAGUCUGGAGGAACUAGAGCACUUGUAAGUACCUCCAUAGCAAAGUCACUCUUGAGGGAUGGAUGGUUUCCAUUAAGACGAUUCAGCAGCUAUCACUUCAAGACCAAGACAGGAUAUGUUUCUGAUUACCCCAGUGCAGCUGUUGUAUUGUGCUAGUAUCAUAGGAUGGCACUUUGAUAAUGGCAUGGUGCUAGCGCAGCACUUCAUUCAUAUUUAUUUUCACCAACAGGGACCUGAGCAAGAAUGGGAUCAUGUCCAUCCACCCUGAUUCAUUAUCUCACAUGAAGCUAAAAGUGUUGUAAGAACUACUAAUUUCUGAGGUGGUGUCUUGGGAGUCCUUGUGGCAGAGUUUACAAUAUUUUUUUCCCUGUAUAGAAUACAUUCAAAAAUUGAAUAAUGAUGUGAUAAUAUUAUCACUGUGUGUCCUGUCAGUUUCCUGAAUACUAGCAGCCUGCUGUGUGACUGCCAACUGCAGUGGCUGGGCUCGUGGUUGACUGACAACCACUUCCUGCAGUCUGUCUCAGCUAUGUGUGCUCACCCUGCCAGCCUGCUGGGCCGUAACGUCCUGUCUGUCAGCCUGGAGGAGCUGGUCUGUGGUCAGUCACCUAGCUACCUACCCUGCUUUAUCUAGUCUGGACCAGAUCUCACUUACUGGGACAAUUAUCCCAAACGUAUUUAUUUAAUCUCAUGGCCCCCUCUCUCCACUCUUUCCCACAGACGACUUCCCAAAGCCCCGGAUCACUGAUCACCCUGAGACCGCCACCGUCCUGCGUGGAACCAAUGUGACUCUGAGCUGCCUGGCGUCCAGCAGCAGUGACUCCCCCAUGGCCACGGCCUGGAGGAAGGACGGGGAGGUGCUGUACGAUGCAGAGGUGCAGAACUACGCCCGCUACCAGGAGGGAAAGCUGUUCUACACCACCGUGCUGCAUCUCCUCAACGUCAACUUCACAGAUGAGGGACGCUACCAGUGUGUUGUCUCUAACCACUUUGGCUCUAACUACUCCAACAGGGCCAAGCUCACCGUCAAUGGUGAGGAGACUUUUGGUUUUCUCUCCUAACGAGUUUUUACAGACUAAUCUCUGACUCGUUCCUUGGCAUUUAGCUGUUGAUGUUUGAGCUUGCGUGGUUUAGAUAGACGUCUAUUGAAAGCUGUCUUCAACCUUUUCUUAACUCCUUUUUAUUUCCCCUCUCCCUCAGAGCUGCCAUCCUUUCUGAAGACUCCAUUGGACCUGACCAUCCGCACAGGCACCAUGGCCAGGCUGGAGUGUGCUGCUGAGGGUCACCCGUCACCCCAGAUCGCCUGGCAGAAAGACGGGGGCACGGACUUCCCUGCUGCCCGGGAGAGAAGGAUGCACGUCAUGCCAGACGAUGACAUCUUCUUCAUUGCCAAUGUAAAGACGGAGGACAUGGGGGUGUACAGCUGCACAGCCCAGAAUGCUGCAGGGAGCCUGUCUGCCAACGCUACACUCACUGUGCUAGGUGAGCUUCAUUCUUACCUGCCCGGCAUAGUUUACUAGACCUUAGUGUCUUUGUAUUAAUCACUGGGUCAUAAAAAACAAUACCAAAAAACUUGGAGAUAUCCACAUCUAUAUAAUCUGUUUAUAAUUUGAUAAAUGAUAAUUGAAUAUGAACUACUGUAUGUUAAAUGUAAAUCUCUCUCCUCCCAGAAACUCCGUCCUUUAUGCGUCCCCUGGAGGACAGGACAGUAGCACGUGGGGAGACGGCAGUGCUCCAGUGUAUCGCAGGCGGAAGCCCAGCGCCCCGCCUCAACUGGACCAAGGACGACGGGCCCCUGGUCCUCACUGAGCGCCACUUCUUCGCCGCCGCCAACCAGCUCCUCAUCAUCGUGGACGCGGGGCCGGCAGACACCGGGAAGUACAUGUGCAUCAUGUCCAACAUGCUGGGCACGGAGCGCGGCCACAUCUACCUCAGCGUGUUGCCCUCGCCCAACUGUGACACGGCGGGCGGCUACGACCAGGACGGCUGGACCACGGUGGGCAUCGUGGUGAUCGUGGUGGUCUGCUGCGUGGUGGGCACCUCGCUGGUCUGGGUCAUCGUCAUCUACCACAUGCGACGGAAGAGCGAGGACUACAGCAUCACCAACACAGAUGAGAUGAACCUGCCGGUAGACAUCCCCAGCUACCUGUCCUCUCAGGGCACACUGUCUGAGCCUCAGGAGGGAUACAGCAACUCUGAAGCAGGGAGCCACCAGCAGCUCAUGCCACCACUGUCCAACGGCUACGUCUACAAGGGAACUGACGGUAACCUUAACUAUACUUACUUCCCAGAUUCACCAUCAGUGUCCUUCAUCUGAGGCCCUUUGACAUUACAAUGUAAGUAUCUGUUUUUGUACUCAGUCACAGACUGUUAUUCUGAUAUUACCUUUUUUAAAUUAGGGGGUAGAUCAGCUUUAAUAUUGCAGAUAUAUUGUGGGUUCUAUCAAUUUAAUUGUUUGCAUCAUUUCUAAUCCCCCUUUAUUUUUGUGAUUUAUAUAUUUAAUAUUUUUGCCCAACCCUUCCUUCCCUACACUGAUUGGAGUAAACUCAUUUCCUCUUUCUGCAAGAGCUGGAUUUUCACCCACAGCGGCCAAUCCACCAUUCAUUGUGAUCUUAUCUCCAACCCUCCGAUGUCCACAGAUUAACCCAUCUUUCCCAGUAUAAUGCCAUUUUGCUAUUUCCUUUUGCAAUACAUCCCUCCAUUUGACUGUGAUGUCUUAUGAGGGUCCUGAACUUCCUUAUUUGUAACAUUUCUACCAAUAUUGCCCUAAAAAUAAAUACUUUACCCAAGAGUAUAAAGAUAUUUCCAAUUGACUGAUCAUGGUUUUUCAGGAAUCCCCUAACAAUACAGUUUGCAGGUCCAUCUGAACCCUGAUAUUAUGAUGUAACAACCAUUCCUGGACCUGACUCCAAAAGCGAGCCACGGAUGGACAGUACCAGAAAAGAUGAUCUAUUGCUUCUGUUUCCUCGUGGCAGAGUCUGCACAAGGCUGACUGUUCAAUGCCCCAUAUAUUGAGUAUUUUAUAUAAUAGCUUAAAUUGAAAUGAAUGGAUUGACGUGUCAAUUGUUGUUUUUAUUUAACAGUUCAUAGAUCUGUUCCCAACUAACUUGAACUUGUUCUGAAUUUUAAAUGACUGGGCAACUAUUGCCCCUGACUGGUGAAAAGAAGGUUGAGUGAGUCACCAUCCUGUUUGUGGGUUGUCCAGGUGUGUGCUACGGUGACACAGGCAGCGAGGUGGACACCGAGGCCAACGGGAUGCUGCACUGCCGUGUGGGCUCUCUGUUCACGGGACAAAGCAGCUUCCAUCCUGGGCAGCCCCGCGAGGGACUGGCUGGGGUGUCGACAGGUCGGUUUAGUUAUGAGAACCAACCAACAAACAACUUAUUCAUCUCCAAAAUCACACAUUGUAUGUAUCCUCUUAAAUGCACAGAUGAACAAUGGCUUUUUCAUCACAGUUUGUUGGAAGGUGUAUGUCUCCAUCAGAUAGUGAGGAUUUGUUACAGAGCAAGAGUUUGAUGAAAUAGAUUGUCCUCAACAGGUGGUGCAGGGCCGCUGGUCAUCUGCUCGGACUGCUAUGACAACGCUAACAUCUACUCUCGGACCCGGGAGUACUGCCCCUACGCCUACCUGGCCGAGGACGACCCCCUGGACAAGGGUCUCUCUGGCAUCAUGGCCCACCUCCCAAAGGAGCCCUACAGGGAGCAGCACGCCCAGCAUGAGGACACAGCCCUGGAGAGCCUCAUCAACAACCAGGACUCCUCAGUCUUCCUCACCAGCCACAACCUCACUAAGAGGCUGAGCAAAGCCCUCAGCCCCCCAGAACAACACUACAGCACCGGUGAGAGAUCAGCUACAGACAGGCUAUCUGACAGACCUUAGUGGCAUGCAUUCUAAACCGUGAGCUCACAGACGCUCAUUUUGCAAGUCAAUUUUCAGACAUCGCCACAUUCAAGUCUGAGGUCCUCUUUAUGGAUGGAAACCCAUUCUGUUGAGUAAUGUCUGUUUGGUCUCUCUGCAGAUGUUCCCUCCAGGUCGUUUUGGGGCAAAGGGGAGGACUUGUCUACAGUGCCCCAACCAGGUCUGUCACAGCAGCCAGUGACUGUGCACACGACUCCCUAUGCAUCUUCAGUUGCUGAGGGACGGGAGGAGAGGAGUGUGGAGAUGGAUCCCACCCUUCCCCAGAGCACACAGGACUACAGAAGUGCCUCUUCUAGGACUAAGUCUCAGGAGCACAUCAAGGCCCCCACAUAA